AUGUAUAAUGGCCUUCAUCUCUCCAUCUCGCACCUCGUGGACCUCGCGGGCUUCUCCCAUCUAGAGCCCAAUUAUACCUAUCAACUCGCAGUCCAUGUUCGGGACCUCGCAGUGAAAUUUGGCUAUCUCUGGAACUGGAUCCCGGGUUGCUGGGUCAAAUCUCUUUAUGAUGGACCCGAUGCCAACAAUAUCGAUGAAUUAAGGAUAUUCUUGACGGUUGGACUAAUCGGUACCUAA
Molecule: messenger RNA, 237 nt
Organism: Arabis nemorensis
Lineage: Eukaryota; Viridiplantae; Streptophyta; Magnoliopsida; Brassicales; Brassicaceae
Source: the annotation of a GenBank genome assembly